AUGGUGGAAUGGACCUCCUACCUGUAUCAACCCAUCGAGUCGUGGGGUUUAAUGUUUGGACUCCAAAAGAACGAAGCUCUUCCCGGAGAAAAGAAGAUCCGUUACACUGCAACAGCUGCUUCCGAGAUCCCGGAUAUCGAUUACAAGAAGUCAAGUGACGUAGACAGGAUCAUAUGGAUGGUAGCAAAAAUUCUCAGCAUGGCCAGACAUAAGUUAUUCCGUGGAGGAAGCACCUUACACAUUACGUCUCAACUGCUCAAAGAAGCUGAAGAUCUGGUGGUGAAAGAUGUACAGAAAGAGCUAAAGGAUGAAAUUGAGAAAACGGAUCAGAAGGGGCGAAAGGGCGGUCGUUACGCGUCUUUGAAUCCCGGAAAGGAUGAGCAUGGUUAUUACGUGGUCGGCCAACGUUUGAAAAAUAACAAUCCCAUGACCCCUGAUGCGUCGUUGCAAAAGUUGCUCCCAACCCACCAUCCAGUCACGCGAUUGUUCAUGGAACGUGCUCAUAAGCAAUGCGUGCAUAGAGGACGGGAUUCCACUUUGGCUCGUUCUAGACAGAAGUAUUGGAUCGCACAAGGAAGCAAGAUCGCGCAGACCGUCAAAAGCAAGUGUCAGUUGUACAAGCUUCGUGAUGCAAUAUUGGGAGAACAAGAAAUGGGACGGUUGCCAGAAGCACGGCUCAAACCAGCACCCCCGUUCACCGACACCAUGGUAGAUUUAUUCGGUCCAUAUGUUGUUCGCGGUGAAGUCCAAAAACGUACCAGUGGAAAAGCGUAUGGGGUCAUUUUCACCGACUUGGUGUCCCGAGCGGUUCAUAUUGAAGCAGUUUACGGUUAUGACACAAGCUCGUUUCUCCUGGCGCUCAGCUGAUUUGCAAGUAUUCGCGGAUGGCCUGAAUUCAUUUACAGUGAUCCUGGUUCACAGUUAAUCGAGCAGAAAGAGAGCUUAAAGAAGCCUGGGAUAAGAUCGAUCGAAGCCAGUUACACAAGAGUGGUCUACAAAAUGGUCUAACGUGGAAAUUUGGAUCAGCAGAUAGUCCUUGGUAUCAAGGAGCAGUGGAGUCUCCUGUGAAAGCAGCCAAGAGAGCAAUUGUCUUUGCAGUGGGCAAACGUUGUCUUACGGUGUCCGAGUUCCUGACGGUGUGCUCCGAAUCUACUCAACGAGAGGCCAAUUGGAACAUUGCCUUCCCUCGAUUCCGAUCUAAACGUCUUUACUCCGAAUAGUCUCCUGUUAGGACGCUCGACAGCCAAGAAUCCUGGAGGAUGGCAACCUUUCACAUACAGCCAGAGUCCGAAGACGAGAUACAGUCUGGUGCAAACAGCCGUAGAAGAUUUCUUGGAAAAGUGGAUACAACUAUAUGCUCCUCUCUAGUUGUCCGUCGCAAAUGGCAUGUCAACACAAGAAAUUUACGUCCCGGUGACGUCGUUAUGAUCGCGGACAAGAAUGUGAUGCGGGGAGAAUACCGUCUCGGAGUUGUUAAAGAGGUCUUUCCUGAUCAGGAUGGAAAAGUCCGUCGAGUUCUGAUAACGUACAAGAACUUUCGUGUUGGAAGCCGUCGGCAAGAUUAUGGAAUCAGUGAAGCUGUUACUGUUUCUCGAAGCGUUCAGCGUUUGGCACUACUCGUACGUACUACCCGUGGAAACAGAAGAUGGAGACAAGGAAGAUGUUUGCAAAACGGAAACAUAGAACUAGGAUUAUUACGGACACGUAUUUUACAUUAUGUUAUUUUGUUAAAAGCGGUAUCGUAUCGACCCCAUCCUCCCGGUGUGUUGGUAUGA
This is a messenger RNA of Paramuricea clavata, 1775 nucleotides long. Lineage: Eukaryota; Metazoa; Cnidaria; Anthozoa; Malacalcyonacea; Plexauridae. The record is from the annotation of a GenBank genome assembly.